AUGAAGAGGCGGCGGCGCAGGCCCCGGGAGGCCCUGGCCCCGGCCGCCCGGGGAGGAGCCUCUAGCGCUGCAGGAGGGGCCGCGCUGGAGGCGCCUGAGGAGAAGGUGGUGUACACGCUGGGGCACCAGCCCCCCGAGGCCCGCGUCCAGACGCGCCUGCCAGCUGCCAGGAGGAGGCGCCACGGAGCCCGGAAGGUCGCCGCCGGCCAGAGGAAGGUGCCGCCCCCGCCGGCGCCGUCCCUCGAGGACAGCAGCCCCCUGGAGGAGAGUGGGAGGGCGGCCACUCCGACGCUGUCCACCUUGCCCACCAUCCGCGUAGUCGGCGACGUCUGGGCCGAGAGCAGCGUGGCAGAAGCGCGGCGCCAAGCGUGCCAAGUCCUGGGAGUGAACCUGGCACCCGUGGUGAUACUCUGCCGCUUCCCAGUGCCUGGGCGAGAGAUGCGGGCCACCACCGCGCGACCUCUCAGCCCCAGGACGGCUUGUGCCUGGAGGGAUGAACCAGUGAGAGCCGGGCCCGCGUCCCCUAGUGCACUGUACGGGCGAAGAAGCACCAGAGGAUCCCGGCCCGCGCCCCCUGGAUGCGGCGCCGCCUUCUGGGACUCCGGGGCAGCUGUGCCCUCUGCUGCCUCCCAGCACCGGGUCUGCGGAGGGAGGAGACCCCUGGACCGCAAGGGAGGUCCCCUUUCUUCCUAA
Molecule: messenger RNA, 693 nt
Organism: Puma concolor (puma)
Lineage: Eukaryota; Metazoa; Chordata; Mammalia; Carnivora; Felidae
Source: RefSeq, a predicted model, not a curated record